This is a messenger RNA of Mastomys coucha (southern multimammate mouse), 4892 nucleotides long. It is a transcript of the gene Itgb6, whose product is annotated as integrin subunit beta 6. Lineage: Eukaryota; Metazoa; Chordata; Mammalia; Rodentia; Muridae. The transcript has 18 exons. Gene Ontology annotation, cellular component: integrin alphav-beta6 complex; focal adhesion; cell surface. Bases 366 to 2729 code for a protein of 787 amino acids. The record is from RefSeq and is a predicted model, not a curated record. Gene Ontology annotation, molecular function: integrin binding. Gene Ontology annotation, biological process: cell adhesion mediated by integrin; integrin-mediated signaling pathway; cell-matrix adhesion.
GCCUAGCGGUGUACACCCACAUGCCUUUAUGAAAUGUCUCAUUAUGCCGGUGGAAGAAAUAGUCCCAUGAAUGUGCUUUUUCAGGGAUGGUGACAACAGAAUGUUUUAAGUCUAUUCACUACCACAAGGAUCAAUGGCACUUCUGCCAAAGACUUUGCUCAUGGGUACAAUAGCGCGUGUCAGCACUUUCUGACAUUAGAGGGUCUCCCGUGCGAGGUUUCUCAUGCUUGCCUGGAAACAUACCUUCAAAAGAUAGUCUCCCAGGACGUGAGCCCAGACAUAAAGGAGCCUGCCUAAGAGCUCAUUUCAAUUCUCUGCAGAGGCUCUAAUAUGAAAACCAAAAAUCUCAGUGAAAACUGAACCGAAUGGGGAUUGAGCUGGUCUGCCUGUUCCUGCUACUUCUAGGAAGGAAUGAUCACGUCCAAGGUGGCUGUGCCUGGGGUGGUGCAGAAACCUGCUCAGACUGCCUGCUCACAGGACCUCACUGUGCCUGGUGCUCCCAGGAGAAUUUCACCCACCUGUCUGGAGCUGGCGAAAGGUGUGACACCCCAGCGAAUCUUUUAGCCAAAGGAUGCCAAUUACCCUUCAUCGAAAACCCUGUCUCCCAAGUAGAAGUUCUUCAAAAUAAGGCUCUCAGCGUAGGCCGACAGAAAAAUAGUUCUGACAUUGUUCAGAUUGCUCCUCAAAGCUUGGUUCUUAAAUUGAGACCAGGGGGUGAGCAGACUCUACAAGUGCAGGUCCGCCAGACAGAAGAUUACCCAGUAGAUCUGUAUUACCUCAUGGACCUCUCUGCCUCCAUGGAUGACGACCUCAACACAAUCAAAGAGCUUGGCUCCCGGCUCGCCAAAGAGAUGUCUAAAUUAACCAGCAACUUUAGACUGGGCUUUGGCUCUUUUGUGGAAAAGCCCGUUUCUCCUUUCAUGAAAACAACCCCAGAGGAAAUCACCAACCCUUGUAGUAGUAUCCCCUAUUUCUGCUUACCUACGUUUGGAUUCAAGCACAUUUUGUCAUUGACUGAUGAUGCCGAGAGAUUCAAUGAAAUUGUAAGGAAACAAAAGAUCUCUGCUAAUAUUGACACACCUGAAGGUGGAUUUGAUGCAAUCAUGCAGGCUGCUGUGUGUAAGGAAAAGAUUGGCUGGCGCAAUGACUCGCUCCACCUCCUGGUUUUUGUGAGUGAUGCCGAUUCUCAUUUUGGAAUGGACAGCAAGCUGGCAGGCAUUGUCAUUCCCAAUGACGGGCUCUGUCACUUGGACCACAGGAAUGAAUACGCCAUGUCAACUGUCUUGGAGUAUCCAACUAUUGGCCAGCUCAUUGAUAAACUGGUGCAAAACAACGUGCUACUGAUCUUUGCGGUCACCCAAGAACAAGUCCAUCUGUAUGAGAAUUAUGCGAAACUCAUUCCUGGAGCAACCGUGGGACUGCUUCAGAAGGAUUCUGGGAACAUUCUUCAGCUGAUCAUCUCUGCUUACGAAGAAUUGCGGUCUGAGGUGGAACUGGAAGUAUUAGGGGACACAGAAGGACUCAACCUGUCUUUCACAGCUAUCUGUAACAAUGGCAUCCUCUUCCCACACCAAAAGAAAUGCUCCCACAUGAAAGUCGGAGACACAGCAUCAUUCAAUGUGACUGUGAGCGUAUCCAACUGCGAGAAAAGAAGCAGGAACCUUAUCAUAAAGCCUGUGGGGCUGGGGGACACCCUGGAAAUACUUGUCAGUGCAGAAUGUGACUGUGACUGCCAGAGAGAAGUAGAAGUCAACAGCUCUAAGUGCCACAACGGGAAUGGCUCCUUCCAGUGUGGGGUGUGUGCCUGCAACCCCGGCCACAUGGGUCCUCACUGCGAGUGCGGCGAGGAUGUAGUGAGCACGGAUUCCUGUAAGGAGUCCCCGGCUCACCCCUCAUGCAGCGGAAGGGGCGACUGCUAUUGUGGGCAGUGCAUCUGCCACUUGUCUCCCUACGGAAGCAUCUAUGGACCUUACUGCCAGUGCGACAACUUCUCCUGUCUGAGACACAAAGGCCUACUCUGCGGAGAUAAUGGUGACUGUGACUGUGGCGAAUGCGUGUGCCAUGAUGGCUGGACAGGCGAGUACUGCAACUGUACCACCAACAGGGACUCAUGUGCAUCUGAGGAUGGAGUGCUGUGCAGUGGGCGUGGGGACUGUGUCUGCGGCAAGUGCAUUUGCAGAAACCCUGGAGCCUCGGGACCCACCUGUGAACGCUGUCCUACCUGUGGCGACCCCUGUAACUCGAAACGGAGCUGCAUUGAGUGCUACCUAUCUGCAGAUGGCCAGGCCCAAGAAGAGUGCGCAGACAAGUGCAAAGCCACGGGUGCCACCAUCAGUGAGGAAGACUUUUCAAAGGAUGCUUCUGUCUCCUGCUCUCUACAAGGAGAAAAUGAAUGUCUUAUUACAUUCCUAAUAACUACAGAUAAUGAAGGGAAAACCAUCAUUCACAACAUCAAUGAGAAAGACUGCCCCAAACCUCCAAACAUUCCCAUGAUCAUGUUGGGGGUGUCACUGGCUAUCCUGCUCAUUGGAGUUGUGCUACUGUGCAUUUGGAAGCUGCUGGUAUCAUUUCACGACCGGAAAGAAGUUGCUAAAUUUGAAGCAGAACGAUCUAAGGCCAAGUGGCAAACGGGAACCAAUCCGCUGUACAGAGGUUCCACCAGCACUUUUAAGAACGUGACCUACAAACACAGGGAAAAGCACAAAGCAGGCCUUUCCUCCGAUGGGUAGAUAGACCAGCUUCGGCCGGAGAAAGUCCGCUCCGCUAACGUUCAAGGUUAAGGCACUGUAUGAUUUGUCUGUCUUUGUUGCUUCAGAAGGAGCUCUGGAUGAUAACAACAGGUCAUCCAGAGAUCAGUCAUUCAGGGCAUGAAGGUGAGACAUUGUUUGCAGGUUGGAAAUAAUCAAGAAAAGAAUAUCCCAAGCAAAGAGGUGAAUUCAAGAUUGUUUGAAGAAUAUGAAUUCUGUUGUACUAAUGCCUCAAAAACAAACAAACAAACAAACAAAAAAAACAUCAAAAUGAUUCCCAGGAAGUUGAUUUGCAUUUGAAAAAUGUUCAGAAUUAAAAUCUCAUCUGCUUCCCGAAUCCAGCUACCUAAAGUCUUUGUCUCCAAAAAAUCCUGGAGUCCUUAUGCAUUGUGGACCCACACUAGCCGAUUACUCUAAACUUGCAGAAAAUCUCCUAGUUCCUGAAGGAAUUAGUUUCCUCUCUUCUUUUUUUUUUUCUUUUUGAGAAAGGGUGUCUCUAAGGCUUGUUCUGGAACUGACCAGGCUGCCUGGCCUUGAACUCAUGAUCUGCCUGUCUCUGCCUUCUGAUUGCUGGGAUUAAAGAUGUGCCACGUCAUGCUCAACGAUCUUAACUUUCAUGUAUGAGAAAUGAGAGUCUGGUUUCCCAUCAGCUGAAAGAAUCCAGUUCUCCCAGUGAUCUCACAAGUGAGAGAUUGAAAAUUAAAUCUUAAUCAUUGUCAUGGGCUUGUACUCUUAAAAGUCAUGGACACAAGUUUCUUUAUUUUUUUUUUUUUUGAAAGAUGAGGAAGGGGUAAUUUAUAAAUUACAUUGCUAGUAACACUGAAGAUAUGGAUCCUCCAUGCUCAAUUGCCCUCUGGUCGCCAAGUUUCCCUCCUAUUAUUCCAUAUUUCUCAAUUAUUGCACUCAGCUACAGUCUUCAAAACUCCACAACUCUCAUACAAAAGUGUCCACUUUAAAAAAAAAAAUCACUUUAAGUUAUUUGCUUAUCAACUAGAAUUUCAGGAAUAGAAAAGAAACCUAGCAUAACGGAAUAAAAGGUCACACGGCUUUAUAUCAAAUGUGUCAAGACUGCGGAAGCCCCUCAUGGAGUCUGCCCUUCCUGUAGGACAUUCCUAUCCCAGAUGCACCACCCAGCAAGCACAUCCCAGCUUCAGGGGGCGGGCAUGCCACGCACUUGCUCUAAAAAGUAAGACCACUUACAAAAUCACACAGGCAAUGAACGAGCCAGUAGCAGAUUGGAGGGCUAGCCUCUGGAGGGUUUCAUUUCCUAUGGUUACUGCUGCAUUACAAAGCACUUUGAUCUCACUGGAUCUCCACAGAGAAGCUGAGAGGAUGGGCAGGAGAGCUGGGCACAGACUCUCCAUCUUAUAACUGCAAGCCUUUUGUUCUCUCUACUGCACGAGACUCUUUUGUCAGUAAAAUGAUAGAAGGAUUGUAUUAGUUAUGGUAUAACUAUCUUAGUUUGAAAGUGUACUGACACAAAACAAAUAGCACAUAGGUCCCUGGAAUGUGGGCCGGCUGCUGUAUUUUUGUGCUGGACGUUAAGGUGAAGUCACCCCCUAGAUGAACGGAGGUCACUCCCUCCGUGUUUGUUAGCAGAGGCUUCGAAGGCAAAGGCUGUCCCUUGAAUUGUCAGCUUGGUCUCAAACCUCCUUCACUCCUGCCAGAUAGGUCUGUGUACGUUUUUCACAUCAUCUAGAUUCUUUCUUUUUUGGUUUUUAAAUAACUCAGGUAAAUUAGUCAGUUAGGGAGUACACAGCUAAAUUUAAAAGAAAAAAAUCUUAAUGAAUUUCCUUUGGAUCCCUGAAUGGUCCAAGACCUUGGAGUCUGGAGCAACCAGCAGAUCUACUCCCAGUGAUACGGCGAUACUGCAGUGGCUACACGGGGCUGGUUGUGCUGUUUUUGUGUUAUUGCUGAAAUGAGAUUUUAGAAAAUAGAAGUUUCUCUCAUGUGUGUAUCAGGAAGAAUUUGUUCUUUCUCUAAUUACCAUUUUGACCCAAGGCAGGACCUUGAAAGGGCCAAAACAUUAACAGUAGUGCUUCUGUUCACAGAAGAAUUAUGUUACAUGAAGAUGAAAUGGUUGUUUUUUUAAGUGGUUUUAUUGUAUUUUGCAUUGGCAUAAAUAAACGUAAUUUAAACAAUGAA